GAAGAAGAAGAGGAAAAUCCAUUAACAGGUUUGUUCUGAUUCGGUAACCGCACUCUCCGGUUCUCUACAAUAAAAGAACGACGAAAAAUUCAACAAUCCUGGUCCUGGGGAACGAACCCACUGUUCCGCUCGUGAACAUUUCAAAAUCGAAAAGCCAUGUCCGGCCUCCACCGGUCCUCUAGUGCUUCCCUGAAGAGUGGCCUUCCUCCCCAGGAACUCCUCGACGAUCUCUGCAGUCGGUUUGUUUUAAAUGUGCCAAAAGAAGACCUCGAGUCAUUUGAAAGGAUUUUAUUUCUUGUGGAGUAUGCACAUUGGUUCUAUGAAGACAAUUCUGUGGAGAAAAAUCCAUCACUGAAGUCAUUCACUCUUAAGGAGUUCACUUCUUUACUAUUCAACAGUUGUGAUGUCUUGAAACCUUAUGUUGCCCAUCUGGAUGACAUAUUUAAGGACUUCACUUCCUACAAGGUCCGAGUUCCUGUAACUGGGGCAAUCAUUUUGGAUGAGACUUAUGAACGGUGUCUACUAGUGAAAGGUUGGAAAGGGUCGAGCUGGAGUUUUCCACGUGGCAAAAAGAGUAAAGACGAGGAAGACCAUGCAUGUGCCAUCAGAGAAGUCCUGGAGGAAACAGGUUUUGAUGCUUCUAAUCUUCUUAACAAAGAUGAAUACAUUGAACUGAUAUUUGGACAACAAAGGGUGCGUCUCUACAUAAUUGCAGGUGUGAAGGACGAUACUGCCUUUGCUCCACUUACCAAAAAAGAGAUCAGCGAAAUUGCAUGGCAACGGCUUGAUGAACUUCAGCCUGCAAAUGAUGAUGUGAUAUCUCGUGGGAUCAGUGGCCUCAAGCUUUACAUGGUGGCUCCUUUCUUGACAUCUUUGAAAUCAUGGAUUUCAGCACAUCAGCCCCUGACUCCAAAACUUGAUAUGCCACUCAAAGGAAUUUGUGUGUGGAAUGCAAGGAACAGUUGGACAGGGAGUAGCUGCACGAUGAUAAUGGAAAGCCAAUCAACGAAAGCUGAGGCUGAUGUUUACAAACCUGAAACAGGGCCUGGCAAGAGCUUGAGAAAUUUCAGAUUUGAUAUUGGACCAAUCUUGCAAGCUAUGGAAGUUGCUUUCUCUGCUUGAGAUGAAUGGAAGGCCCCCAACUGACUCUUUUUGUUUUUUUUUUUCUUGCUUUGUUAAUUGUAAAAGUUGAUCGAGUUCACGUAUCCAGGUGUAUAUGUUGGCGUCAGAAGAUUUGCUGUUUUGGUCGCAACGUAGUACGUAUAGUGAACGGAAUCUGAAGAACUUGGCAGUUGGCAAUGCUUGAAAGUUCUAUUUU
Messenger RNA from Juglans microcarpa x Juglans regia, 1318 nucleotides. Its product is annotated as mRNA-decapping enzyme subunit 2-like. The record is from RefSeq and is a predicted model, not a curated record. Gene Ontology annotation, molecular function: RNA binding; manganese ion binding; 5'-(N(7)-methylguanosine 5'-triphospho)-[mRNA] hydrolase activity. NCBI's taxonomy places the organism in Eukaryota, Viridiplantae, Streptophyta, Magnoliopsida, Fagales, Juglandaceae. Gene Ontology annotation, biological process: deadenylation-dependent decapping of nuclear-transcribed mRNA; nuclear-transcribed mRNA catabolic process, nonsense-mediated decay. Gene Ontology annotation, cellular component: cytoplasm.